This is a messenger RNA of Linum trigynum, 1512 nucleotides long. The record is from the annotation of a GenBank genome assembly. Lineage: Eukaryota; Viridiplantae; Streptophyta; Magnoliopsida; Malpighiales; Linaceae.
CUGACAUCAAAAGACCUGUUUGUCGCUUAACAAAAUCACUUUAUGGUCUAAAACAAGCAAGUAGACAGUGGAAUUCAAAACUGACUGAGUUUCUGUUAGCCAAUGGGUUUGUUCAAUCCAAGGCAGAUCAUACUCUUUUCACAAAACAGUCUAGUUCUAAAUUUUUAGCUUUAUUAGUAUAUGUUGAUGAUGUGAUAUUAACAGGAGAUGAUUUAGAAAUGAAGUCCAUUAAGUCCAAACUUGAUGAUACUUUCAAGAUUAAAGACCUAGGACCUCUACGUUAUUUCCUUGGAUUAGAAAUUGCUAGAAAUUCUAAAGGACUAACUUUGUGUCAAAGAAAGUUUGCUUUAGAUAUUAUUGCAGAUGUUGGAUUGCUUGCUAGGAAGGUUGCAGAAUCACCUUCUGAACCCAAUGUCCGAUAUUCUACUACCUCUGGUGAACCACUUUCUGAUCCCUCUCCUUAUAGAAGGUUAAUUGGUAGGUUAUUAUACUUAUGUACCACACGACCUGACAUCCAAUAUGUUGUGCAUCAUCUCACUCAAUUUGUAGCCAAUCCCACUGAUUUACACAUGACUGCUGCAAAUAGUGGGAAAGGUCUGUUUUUCCCAUCCGAUUCAGCUAUCAGUUUGUCUGCCUUCUCAGACUCAAACUGGCUGGUUGUCCUGACACUCGCAGGUCAACUACUGGUUUUUGUGUUUUCUUGGUAAAUCCCUAAUUAGUUGGCGUUCCAAGAAACAAACUACAAUUAGCCGAUCUUCUGCAGAAGCAGAAUAUCGAGCAAUGGCUGAUUUGUCUUGUGAAUUACAAUGGUUGUGUUACUUGUUCAAUGAUCUCAAUAUUCAGUUUGCUGAUCCUUUUGCUUUAUACUGUGAUAAUACUUCUGCCAUUAGAAUUGCAGAGAAUCCAGUGGCGCACGAACGCACAAAACACAUCGAGAUUGACUGCCAUCUCAUCCGGGAGAAAAUUGCAGCCCGCCUCAUCAAGUUGUUCUACAUUUCCACUGACAGCCAACUUGCCGAUGUUCUUACCAAAUCACUGUCGAUACAUAGGUUUGUAGAAUUGAUAGGCAAGCUGGGCAUGUGCGAUAUACAUGCUCCAGCUUGAGGGGGGGGGGGUGAUAGAGUAUAUAGAACAAAAUGUAAUUUUUGUUGUUUUCAGGGUAGUUAUUGUAAUUAGUAGUUUGUAUAGGUACUAGGUAGUAAUUUGGUGAACACUAUAAAGACUGAACAGUGUAAUGGAACAACUCACCGUUUUGAUGCAAUAAUCAGUUUUCCUUCCGCAAUUACUAAAUCUGGCACACGCCACUCACCUACUUGAAGUCGGAAUUGUCGGAGGAGCGCAGAAGGGAGGUAUUGAAUACCCCCAUGGACCGCCCAGCAACGACCUUUCUAAACCGCGCAGAAGGGAGGUAUUGAAUACCCCCAUUGGACUUAGUUGAUCAACUCUGAUCACUAUGUUCGUUUUAUUCCCCCUAACAAAACUAAUUUCUUAUAAUAAAAAGUGACAUUGUAU